AAUCUCUCGUAUCAAAAUUCUGUAUGAUAACUUAAAAAUGGAAUGUCAUCGCAAACUGUUACUGGCGUUGAGCUUCGGGGCUUUUGCCCUUAUACAUCUUGUUCGAGCUCAACGUGAUCAAGAAGGAUUCAUCAGUUUGGACUGUGGUUUAUCCCCUAAUGAGUCUCCGUAUACCGACUCAGAAACGGGAUUAACAUUCUCAUCUGAUGCCGAUUUCAUCCAAAGUGGUAAACGCGGUGAAGCUGAGGAUGAUGAGAACUAUUCCUACAAGCAGUUCAAGAAUCUUAGAUACUUUCCAGAUGGCAUACGAAACUGCUAUAAUCUCAUUGUAAAGCAGGGAAUCAACUAUCUCAUUAGAGCCGGGUUCUCAUAUGGAAACUAUGACGGUCUUAAUGUGUCUCCCAAAUUUCAUAUGCACAUAGGGCCUAACAUGUGGACUGCGGUGGUUGUGAGAACCGAACAUUAUCGAGAGGUCAUAUACAUGUCAAAGUCAAGCUUAUUGCAAAUUUGUCUUGUCAAGACAGGAGAAACUAUACCAGUGAUAUCAACCUUGGAACUACGACCAUUAAGAAAUGAUUCAUACAUGACUGAACUCGGUCCCUUGCAGCUAAUAUAUCGACGGGCCUAUACAAGCGAUACUUCCGGUUAUAUAAGGUAUCCUGAUGAUGUCCUUGAUCGCAUAUGGGAUCGAUAUAACUGGUUUGAAACAGACGUAAACACCACUCGCAAUGUGACUUCCUCUAACCCUUUUGCAGUGCCAGAUGCUGUAAGUAGGUCGGCCAUUUCUCCUAGAAAUUCCAGCAGACCAUUGAGUUUUUUCUUGUCUCCAGACGAGAAAAGCGAAAAAGUUAGUGUAUACUUUCAUUUUGCCGAGAUCCAAGCCCUAAAUGCAAAUGAGACUAGGGAAUUCGACAUUUUGUUGGAUGGAAUAGCUAUCCACAGCGCUUAUAGUCCUAAGGUGUUACAGUCAGAAACAAAAUACAACAUAUCACCACAAAAAUGCAGCUUAAGCUCCUGCGACUUGGACCUCGUAAGAACUCAAAGAUCAACUCUUCCACCAUUGAUAAAUGCUAUCGAGGCCUUCAAGGUUUUAGAGUUUUUAUACGCUGACACAAAUCAAAAUGAUGUCAAUGCUAUGAAGAAUAUCCAAGCAGUUUAUGGAUUAAACAUGAUAAGUUGGCAGGGAGAUCCGUGCGUCCCUGAAGUGUUGAAAUGGGAAGGUCUAAAGUGCAGCUAUACAAACAAAUCUACCCCUCCAAGAAUUAUAUCCUUAUAUUUAUCAUCACGUGGGUUAAAAGGGGUCAUCACGCCUGCCUUUCAGAAUUUGACCGAGCUUCAAAAUCUGGACUUAUCAAAUAACAGUCUCACUGGAGGCGUGCCGGAAUUUGUAGCCAACAUGAAGUCACUAUCGAUCAUAAAUUUAAAUUGGAACAAUUUAACGGGUCCUCUUCCUAAGGCCAUUCAGGAUAGAGAAAAGAAUGGACUAAAGCUAACGAUCAACGGAAACCCAAAGCUUUGUGCUGAUGCGUCAUGCAAAAAUAACAAUCAAAAGUACGUUUUACCAGUUGUUGCAUCGACAGCAUCUGUGCUCAUCAUUGUAGCUGUGAUGAUUCUCAUUCUUGUUUUCAAAAAGAAAAAACCAACGCAAGUUCAACACGAAGUACCAAGUCGAACGUCGAUAAUUACGCAGACAAAAAGGUUUACUUAUUCAGAGGUGGUUGCAUUAACAGACAAUUUUGAAAGAGUUCUUGGAGAAGGAGGAUUUGGAGUAGUGUAUCAUGGUUCUUUGAAUGGUACGCAACCAAUAGCUGUCAAACUACUUUCUCAAUCAUCAGUACAGGGCUAUAAGGAAUUCAAAGCAGAGGUUGAACUUCUUUUGAGAGUUCACCACGUAAAUUUGGUAAGUCUAGUCGGAUAUUGUGACGAAGAAGGCCACUUGGCUCUCCUUUAUGAGUAUGCACCCAAUGGAGAUUUAAAACAGCAUCUCUCAGGAGAACGUGGUGGCUCCCCUUUGAAGUGGUCAAGUAGAUUAAAAAUUGUCACUGAGACUGCACAAGGUUUGGAAUACUUGCAUACGGGAUGCAAGCCUCCAAUGAUACAUCGUGAUGUCAAAACAACAAAUAUACUUUUGGACGAGCAUUUCCAAGCCAAACUCGCAGAUUUUGGUCUUUCAAGAUCUUUCCCAAACGGAGGUGAAACUCAUGUGUCAACAGCCGUUGCUGGCACUCCUGGAUAUCUUGAUCCUGAAUACUAUCGAACAAAUAGGUUGAAUGAGAAAAGUGAUGUAUAUAGUUUUGGGAUUGUAUUAUUGGAGACUAUCACUAGUCAACCUGUGAUUCAACAAACCCGUGAAAGAUCACACAUAGCAUCAUGGGUGGGAUACAUGCUUACAAAGGGAGAUAUUGAAAACGUUGUGGAUCCAAGACUCAGUAGAGACUAUUAUGAGCCUACGUCUCUCUGGAAGGCUCUUGAGAUAGCAAUGUCAUGCGUGAAUCCUUCUUCAGAGAAAAGACCAAACAUGUCUCAAGUUACUAAUGAACUAAAGCACUGUCUAACAUUAGCCAACUCAAGGCAAGGAGUGAGACAGCAAAUGAGUUCAAACAGUUCUGUUGAGCUGAGCGUGAGCUUUACCUCCGAAGUUACCCCUAACGCACGGUAACUCAUGCCAACAAUGGCAGAUCGCUAAGGACUG
Eutrema salsugineum is the source of this 2692-nucleotide messenger RNA. Its product is annotated as probable LRR receptor-like serine/threonine-protein kinase At2g28960. The transcript is spliced from 13 exons. NCBI's taxonomy places the organism in Eukaryota, Viridiplantae, Streptophyta, Magnoliopsida, Brassicales, Brassicaceae. Bases 38 to 2659 code for a protein of 873 amino acids. Gene Ontology annotation, biological process: protein phosphorylation. The record is from RefSeq and is a predicted model, not a curated record. Gene Ontology annotation, molecular function: protein binding; ATP binding; protein kinase activity.